Teleopsis dalmanni is the source of this 444-nucleotide messenger RNA. RefSeq lists its product as uncharacterized. Gene Ontology annotation, biological process: DNA integration. NCBI's taxonomy places the organism in Eukaryota, Metazoa, Arthropoda, Insecta, Diptera, Diopsidae. The transcript has a single exon. The record is from RefSeq and is a predicted model, not a curated record. Gene Ontology annotation, molecular function: nucleic acid binding. The coding region runs from base 1 to 444 and encodes 147 amino acids.
AUGUGGCUCGUAUGUGUCGACGCAUUUUCAAAGUAUCCGUACAUUGUCCAAUUGUCAAAUACAACCUCUACUGAUGCAGUAAAGGCGUUUACAUCAAUUUUUGCCAUAGUGGGGUUGCCGGAAACGUUAGUAAGUGCCAACGGUCCACAAUUUACAUCCUUACAGUUUAAGAAAUUUUGCUUGAAAAAUGGCAUUCAGCAUGUCACGACAGCGCCAUUUCACCCAGCUUCAAACGGCUUAGCAGAUCGUUUCGUGCGUACUUUCAAGACAUCUGUGAAGAAAAACCUUGAUGACGGUAUGUCAAUUAGUGAAGCAGUUAUCAAAUUUUUAGUGACCUACCGCUCUAUGCCAAAUUCUAACAAUAAGUCUCCUGCAGAGUUGCUACACGGCAGAACGAUUCGAACGCUUCUUACACAGAUUUUACCGGUUACAAAAUCAUCAUAA